CCCCUCCUCAUGCUCCUCAUCCUCCUCAUCCUCCCUCGAUCUCUUGUCGAUCUCAUCUCUCCUCUCCUCUCCCUCUUUCUACUCCCCGCCAACAUCGAAACAUUUGCCAUCAACUCUUCCCCUCUACACUCUCCCAGAGCCGCUACACUCUCUCAAGCAUUCUCACAAUCUCCACGCUCUUUUACUCCGUUCCCAGUUCCAUUCUCACCUUUCCUCCUCCCCGUUCCACUCGCAUUCUAGCGCGCCACCAAAUCUGAUCCCUUGCCGCCCCACCCUACUCCCGUCCCUGUCCUACUCCACCACCACCACCACCACCCUCCUCCACCACGGCCACCGACACGUUUCUUCUCUUCCGGUCUCCAUCAUCCUGUCGCCCAUUCUCCCAUGACAGACCCCCGUCAACGCGCGCCCUUUGCGCACGUCAGCUCCUCCAUCGAUCUCCGGGGUUACGCCGGUACUCCCCCAAACGCCUCUCCUCCUCGCUUCGGAAAUGCCCUCGGAGUGCAGGGCGGCCCGGGCUUCUUCGCGCCCCCGCCGCCCACUCAGCAGUCCGGGUUCGCGCGCGCCGCCAACGCUGCCGGCGCCGCUUUCGGCGGGCUCGGUCUUACUCGCAAGCCCAGCGAUCAGGGUAUCGACACCAGCAGCAGCACUAGUUCGUUCGGCGAUGCUUUCUCGAGGUUGCAGCAGACCGUUAACGGCCUCCUGAAUGGGAGUGAGGAAGGGAGAAACGUCCUCCCCUCCGUCCAGACCAUGCGCUUUGUCUUCCUCUGCAUGCUGUGGUACGCGUCCAGUGCAGUCUCGAGCAACACGGGCAAGGUCAUUCUCAACAACUUCAAGUUUCCCGUCACCCUCACAAUCGUGCAGUUUGCCUUCGUUGGCGUGCUUUGCUGGAUGGGCUCAAGCCCAUAUCUAAAGUGGACGACGCGUUUGCGGACCCCGACGCGCUCAAUCAUCCGUCACACCAUGCCCAUGGCCUUUUUCCAGGUUGGUGGACAUAUCUUUGGCUCGCUCGCCAUCUCGCGCGUCCCUGUGAGCACCGUGCACACUAUCAAGGCGCUCUCGCCGUGCUUCACCGUCGCGGCGUACGUCUUCCUCUUUGGCGUCAAGUACUCGCCCGCUACGUACCUCUCCCUCGUGCCACUCACGCUUGGCGUUAUGCUUGCGUGCUCGUUCGACAUAUCGUUCAACAACAUUGGUGGUCUCAUCUGCGCAUUUGGCUCUACGAUCAUCUUCGUGUCGCAGAACAUCUUUUUCAAAAAGGUCAUGCCGUCCCCUGGUUCGAGUGGGACGUCUGACUCGCCCCGCCUUGACAAGAUCAACCUGCUCUUCUUCUCCAGCGGCAUGGCCUUCCUUCUCAUGAUCCCCAUGUGGCUAUACUACGACGCCCCACGGCUUCUUGCAGUGUGGAUGGGCACUGCUGCACUGCCGCCGACGACAGGCGACGCCUCCGCUGCCAAGGUUCUCUUUACCUUCUUCGUGAACGGUACGGUCCACUUUGCCCAGAUCCUUAUCGCGUUCGCUCUCCUGGCGUCUACCUCGCCGGUCACCUACUCCAUCGCUUCGCUCAUCAAGCGCAUCGCUGUCAUCUGCCUGGCGAUUAUCUGGUUCAACCAGCCAGUCUACGCAGUUCAGGCAAUUGGGAUCUGCCUCACUGCCGUUGGGCUGUGGAUGUACAACGCCGCCAAGCGCGACGUCGACAAGGGAGAGAAGCGCAUGCGUCAAGUCGAGGCGCAGCGCGACGGCAUGCUGCCCACCACGCUUGCCGACACGCGCAUCCUCGAUGGCACAGCCACCCCAGACUACCAGCCGUUCACAUACGCAUCGGCUCCCGCUCCCGAAUUCCUCCACCCCCACCCACCAAAGGACCAUGCUUCUCCACGCCCCGUGUAUCACCAUCACUUUGAGCCUGUGGUCAAGACCACCGCUCGCCCCAUGUACCCCUAUCCGUCGCCACCAGCAAGUACAGCGUCCUCGCCACCACUGCCACCGCAGCGCGACGACCCCACCUCGCCCGUGUACGGUGCAUAGAUAUAGACCAUUUUGAUGGACCUUACAGGCUGGCGGCCCUGUCGUUUGUCGUUUCUACAUACAUCCUAGACCGGAGACCCCGGAUUGUCUGCACUAGAUGCCGCAGGCGUGUACAUGCAUUCGUUAGAAGGCCUUGAAG
Molecule: messenger RNA, 2167 nt
Organism: Cutaneotrichosporon oleaginosum
Lineage: Eukaryota; Fungi; Basidiomycota; Tremellomycetes; Trichosporonales; Trichosporonaceae
Biological process (GO): phosphoenolpyruvate transmembrane import into Golgi lumen
Cellular component (GO): endoplasmic reticulum; Golgi apparatus
Molecular function (GO): phosphoenolpyruvate transmembrane transporter activity; antiporter activity
Source: RefSeq, a predicted model, not a curated record